ACUUUGUCACUGAGUGAGUCAAUAACUCCAAUGCCUACUGGUGUACCCAUCACGCCUACAAGCGUGAGUAUCUCUGCCAUCCCAACAGCUACUACUCCAGGCCGGCCGUCUAUACCAGCAGUCAUGCCAUCAGUAACACUGACACCUACUUCAACAGUGGGGCCGGAUGUAGUAGAUCCCACGAGGGACGAAACACUAUGCCCACGAAAAACACCAAUAAUCAAGCUAAAAACAAGGAAGAGAAAGAAAUCAAGACGCUACAGCAAGACCAGGGAUACCAAGAAAGAUACUCGUGACAUGACCAGGACUUUCAAAACCAAGUCCAAGAGGAGAAGUAAAUCUCAAGGCUCGAGAAAAACAAAGACUAAGACUAAAAGUUACAAGAUGAAGAGCUAUACAUUUGAAAGAACAGAAUGUCCUCCAGAUAAAACUACAGAUAGCUUUACCAAAGAAAAUACUAGAAAACGUACAACAGGAAAAUCGAAAACAAGAAUUACUUCUUCAAAGCGGACUCGUUCAAAAUCCAGGUCUAAGGGUUCUAAAACAGGUGGUAGGACCAGAAGUAAAUCUAUGGCAUCAGCCAGUCCUCCACAAAAACCAAGGGACGUCUUUACAAAGAAAACCGGAAGACAUACACCCAGAAAAUCGAGAAUUACUUCUUCAUUAAAGCGAACUCGUUCCGACCCAUCAAAAAUGACACGGGGUUCAAACACAGGUAGUAGAACUAGAGUUAAAUCUAUGGAAUCAGAAAGCUGGCGCAAAAUAUCACUUUCAAAAGAAGGAGAGUCAAGGACUUGGAGCAAGAUGAAGGCAUUAAUUGGAGAAAUACUUUUCAGUGAACCGAAUUGGCAGUUUUGCAGCAAUUUAGCUAACUUGGAGGAUAUUCUAUCAACAAACAACAAUUACAAGCUUCAGCAUCACAAAACACUCAAGAACCUUAAAACAAACGAAGAGAAGUUGUUCAAAGAACUAACUGGUCGGAGGCCACAUAUGGACUGCAAAAUGUUAUCAGAAAGAGACCUAAAUUCAUACCCAUUACAGGUGCUGGCUGAAUGGCAACAUAAUGAAGAAAAAGUACACUUACUUUGUAUUGUACACCCAGGCAAGAAUUUAAAUCAGUUUCUUGUAAUAUAGUACUUAUAAAAAAUUAACUUGCUGCAGAAAUUUUAGAGCAGUUUCUUCAGCAAAAAUUGGCUGGAUAUCACAACGUUUUUGCAGCAGAACUGGUUUAUCAGCUGGUGCUAAUGACAUGCAGAAAUGAAGACGGACGAGGAUGGAAAGACAUGCCACAGGAGACAGUACUAUGUUGCAUUGAACUCGAGUGUGAAAACUCAGAGAGACACCCUACAUAGCAUUUCCAGUGUAAAAUGUUCGUUGUGCGCACGCUCAG
This is a messenger RNA of Geodia barretti, 1390 nucleotides long. The record is from the annotation of a GenBank genome assembly. Lineage: Eukaryota; Metazoa; Porifera; Demospongiae; Tetractinellida; Geodiidae.